Molecule: messenger RNA, 5912 nt
Organism: Oncorhynchus keta (chum salmon)
Lineage: Eukaryota; Metazoa; Chordata; Actinopteri; Salmoniformes; Salmonidae
Product: inactive histone-lysine N-methyltransferase 2E
Exons: 9
Coding region: 173-3286 (1037 amino acids)
Source: RefSeq, a predicted model, not a curated record
ACCUAUCUGAAUUCGUCCUAUAAGAAGCUGUUAUUUUUAUUGCGCAACAUUUUCCAUUGCAAGAGGUUUUACUAAGGUGUGGCCGAAUGAAUACACCUGCGUAAGUGAAACCUUUCACACUUAAACAAACUGGUUUUGCCAAAAGUCUGCUUAUGGCUUUUACAAAUGAAACAUGAGAGAAGAGAGUAAAGUCUGUCGCUUUCCUGACUAUGUGAUGAACUUACACCUGCUUCCUGUAGUUCUGUCAUUGGCAGUCAUCAUAUCUGUCACUCUCUCCCAGGACCUGGUCUCAAUCCAGUUUAAGUCAGAUCCAGUCCUGGUGCAGACUGGCACCGAUGCGGUCUUCACGGUGGUCACAGUGUCCCAGGUGUUUUCCAUCACAUGGGGAUACCCAGGUGGGGUGACCCCCCUGGGGCUUUGGGUGGGGGGCAGUGCGGUGCUCAACACUGUGACCCAGUACCAGGGCAGGGUCACCAUCACAGCCACCCAGCUCCGUAUCAGCAGUACCCAGCUGGGAGACGCGGGGAACUACACAGUGCAGGUGGACCCCUCGCCCACCACGGGCCUGGCCCAAAACUCAAGGUCCAUACAGCUCAGGGUAUUCGAUGCAGUGGAUGGCGUGACUAUGUUUGUGCCGUCAGUGGCUCUGGAGGGGGGCAAUGUGUCUGUGCGCUGUACCUGGACCAAGGGGACAGAGACCAGUGUGAUGUGGGGUAAAGGGGGCUCUGUUCUCACCUCGAACUCCAGGGUCACUAUCAAAGGGGGCGACCUGGUGAUCAACCCAGCCAGGAGGGAAGAUGCCGGGGUCUACUCCUGCACCGUCGCUAACCUUGUCAGUGCUCAGACCGCCUCAAAGACCCUCACAGUUUACUAUGGUCCUGACACCCCCGUGCUGAGCAAUGAUUCUCCGGUAGACUGUGUGGGAGGAGCGGAUGCAGUGCUAGGCCAGACGAUCCGUCUCACCUGCGCGUCCGACUCCCUGCCCCCUGCCACUUUCUCCUGGCAAUACAACAAUGAACCCGUGGCGUCUGGACAACCAGACAGUGGCGUGUUCAGCCUCCAGACCUUCUCCACCAACCAGAGCGGCCAAUACAAGUGCGUGGCUAGGAACGCCAUCACGGGCGCCACGUCGGAGCAGGGGACGGGCCUGGCCAUCGUGGGCACAUGCCUCAGUGCAGGGGCAGUGGCUGGCAUAGUGAUUGGCUGUGUGGUCGCUCUGAUCUUAAUCAUCAUGGCCAUCGUACUCCUGGUGCGCUGGAGGAAAGUUGACCGAAGACCGGAGGCCACAGGACAAAAGGGACACCCAGACCUCAUGCUUACACCUCCAGAGCCCCCUCCACCUGGUACCCGGACUUUAGGUGGCCAGCACUCUGUCCCACCCGAUGGCCGUGAAAACACACACACACCGCCACGCGACACUAACACACUUCAACACAAUGGCCAUGCCAACAGCAAGGGGUUCCCACACAAUGCUCAACAUCAGAAUGCCAAUUCAUUUCCACGAAAUGCCACCACGCAGGAACACAACACUUUCACGCGCACUGCUGCACCUCAGAAUGCCAACACACUCGACACCCUCCCACAGAUGACUCAAAACCACCCGAACAAUCCAAACAUACUCAUACAAGCGGGUUCUACUCAGGUCGGUGUUAACCUUAACACACCGCCACACAACCAGCAAAAUAGCAACGCACAGCUACCCACGGUUCACGUCAAUCUCAAUUCCUAUCCAACUAAUGGUCAACAUCCCAACCAACAGUCACAGCAACAAUUUACAAGCCCACAGGACAGUACAAUGCAGUGGAGUGCCAUCAAUGUAGCCAACAGUGUUAGUGCUCCUCAAGUUCAAAAUAAUAACCCACAAACGGUCACACAGACUGGACAGUCAUACUCCAAUCCCAGGAUGCAACUUGGCGUGUCAUAUCCUGGUGGUCCUUCACAGGUUGACCACAGUAACUUAGACACUGGUCCUCAAGUCUCUACUGGUCCUGUUCCUACUGGUUACACACACGGUGGUCGAAGUCACACUCUCCAGCGAAACGCCAACACACAGGCCUGCCAGAGGGACCAGGCUACUGAUACCCAGCCUAGACACUCCAACCCAGCAGCGGCCAGUUCUGUGCCACGGGAUGCCAGUCAUGCCACACCAAGUGCCAGCUCACACCACCAACAAAUGCCUUGGGACCGUCUGAUGGGCACCCCGGCAUACCCCAACAACUCCCCCAGAAGGGUACAGGCUUCCCCCGACAGCAGCUACACCUCUGAUAGCACAGAGUCUCCGUCCCCGGCUAGACGAUUUCAACCACACACCCGAAGGAGUGGGCCAGGAGCACAGACCCAGAGCCCCCCACAAAGCCGAUCUGCACCCAGGAAGGCUGCACCGGCGGCGGACAGACAGGCCCAGAACCUCCCCCACACUCAUGGGACGAACAAUCAGCCUGGGGCUCCAAGCCACACACAGUCGCAUAUCAGUUCCCAUGUACGCGAUACACCAAGGCAGAGAGCCCGACAGGAUGUCAGAGCUCAGUCCCAGAUCACAGCUCAGACCGCUUCUCAAAGCCAGACUGGCCCCAGGCAACAAAAUGCCUCACAUAGCCACCACAACCCCCAGCCGCAACAACAGGGACCAGGCGCUCCACAGGGACUAAUAACCAACAUGCCCCGAGGCACCACACUCAACACUCAAGCUCUAACAAAUCCAAAUCACAUCCCACAGACACAAAUCGGGAUUCAGUAUGGUAGGGGAAACACACAUAUGUUACCGCAGCCCACACAAGACCAGAGACAGGCAGCAACACAAGGUUGGGGUGCAAUAUCACAGCCUGUUACACAGAACCCCAGUAGCCUCACUCAGACGGCCCUGGAGAUGCACACACUGACGACCCCUAACCCUUUUCACAACCGUAACCACCAGACACAGGCCGCCCUGCUCAACACCCAAGCUCGAGGCCCUAACCUUGGGCGCCAGCGGCCCCCCACGCCCCCUCCCGUGAUCCCUCUGGCUCAGUUUCAGACUAUUCCCAGAGAACGCACACAGCACCAGUCUCCAAACCGGGGCCCCGAUGGCCCUCUCAGGCCCCCAGUCAACAUACACACCACACAGAGACACCCCAGCGCCCACCCGCCCCACAGACAUAUCGACGCUACCAUGCCGGCCAACCUGCACUCAGGAAAUGGCCACCACGUGCACGCUGAUAACACACACAGGCACGGACAAGGUACUCAACAUGCCCACAGGAAUCCUGCCCACCCACGCCAGACCCACCAAGGGAGGCCGAGACACUGAGUGAUGCCAACGGACACACACACACACCAGCAACUGACAAGAGGAGAAACACAAGCAUGGAUGACUAUGGGAGCCCUACUCUAAAGCAAUGGAGACCAAGCAAAAACGCACGUAUGCACGUGCACACACACACACACCCCCACCCACUCACACUCUAUCACACACACUUCCCGCAGUCGACUCCUCCUGCCUGUCAAGUGUAUGUUAUCUGUUGAUUUUCAACAGUACUGACAAUGAGUCACUGGAAAACACACACUGAUGUGUCCUUUCUGAAGCACCAUACAACCAAAUAGUAGGAAUGAGAAAAAGGCCUUAUUGAUGGCGAGAAUCUCCAGGCCGUGUGUACGUGGCCUCUCCCAUUCAGCGUGUUGAGAGAGAAUGAGGCACUGCCACAACAACGAGGACUUGUUUCCAUUCAUGUCUGUGUGUGUGUGUGUGUUGCUCCUUGUGACUAGAAUAAACAGUAACAAGGACAGGAAAAGAGAACCCUUGCUGGACGGAUUCCAAUUGAUUGAAUGGACUUGGCCCCUGGGAACUAUUGUGUGAAAAUUCUGAAGGAAAUAAAAACCCCUCUGUGACUUGCUUUAUUUAAUAUUUCCAUGGAAGUAUUUACGUGUUGACUUUUUUGUUUACAGAUGCUUCUCUUGACACCACUCAAUUAAGGGGAUUCGCUUCGGUGCCUGGGCUUCGGAAGCAAUGCGCAACUAACUAUGAAGGAGACCCCACAAAUGGAUGGGCCGCUUAUUAAUUAAGCGCUUUUCGGCGGCUUAAAUGACUCGGAAAAUAAUAGCGGCCAUGCGUGGAGGAGGUCAGCACAAAGAAGCUGCUGAGCUGCAACAUUUUCCCCGACUCAGCAAAGCAAAACAAUUUGCUCUGGGACUACAAUGUUCUUUUGUGUGGGGGAUUGGCACAUUACAAGUGAUCUCUUUUGGAAGGAAUCUUAGUUUUCUUUAGAACAAAAUGUGCAUUUCAUGUUUUUGUUUUUCUGUUACGUGGUAAAUAUGUUGGCACUGCCAUUGCGAUAUGUGUCUUUGUGACUCAGGGAGGCUGUUUUAUAUUAAAAUACAUUUUCCAUGAGAAUACAGAAUAGAGGGCCACCAGUUGGGGAACCCUGGGCUAGGGGUUGUUUCUAGAUUGGAAGCCCCCUCUCUUCCCCAUCCAAUUCCUUUACUUGACUUGAGGUUUUUAAAGAUUAGGAGUCUCCAUUGAACAUGCUUUUCAUGACCAGUUACCAACUGGUAUAAUCUUAACUGCCUACUGGUAUAAUCUUAACUGCCUACUGGUAUAAUCUUAACUACCUACUGGUAUAAUCUUAACUGCCUACUGGUAUAAUCUUAACUACCUACUGGUAUAAUCUUAACUGCCUACUGGUAUAAUCUUAACUACCUACUGGUAUAAUCUUAACUGCCUACUGGUAUAAUCUUAACUGCCUACUGGUAUAAUCUUGACUACCUACUGGUAUAAUCUUAACUGCCUACUGGUAUAAUCUUAACUGCCUACUGGUAUAAUCUUAACUGCCUACUGGUAUAAUCUUAACUACCUACUGGUAUAAUCUUAACUGCCUACUGGUAUAAUCUUAACUGCCUACUGGUAUAAUCUUAACUGCCUACUGGUAUAAUCUUGACUACCUACUGGUAUAAUCUUAAUUGAUUUUGAGAUAAUCUUGGCCUCCAGGCAUUCUGAUCAUCUUCAGGUGUUACAAAUAUUCCCAGAAUAUUGUAUUUACUAAACUGUUUUUAAGUUGAAGAAUCUGCGCUGUAAAAUUACCAGCACCAGAGUUGCCAGACGAAUACUGUAAUUUUGCUCCACAGCAGAGAUUUUCCUUACUGUGAAACCAAUUACUGUAUUCCUGCUAUAAAUUUGGGCACAUGAUUCCAUGGCAGAAUCUAUUGGAUGAGUCAUGGUUGAUAGAGGGAAUAAGCCCACUGAAUCUCAAGCCGUACCUUAGAGCAAUAACAACGAGGAAGAUAUAUGUUGAUCUCUGUAUUCGGUACUAAGAACAGGAGAAAGUCCUUUAGAUAAACGAGUUGACCUUUUGAACCCUGUUUUGUAUGUGCUGACACUCGGUGAGUAAGACACGUUGAAUUGAAUAAAAUACUGUUAUUCUUUUGCCGAGUAUGCAGACUUCCUUAGGGAGUUGUUGAUUUUCCACAUGAGUGAAAUGUAUGUCUGUUUCCUCAGCUUGUUAUGGAGGAAUUAGGAGCUCCUGGCUUGCUGCUCGAUCAGUCCCUUAGCACAGCUUCCACUUGUGAGUACAUCAAAUACAGCCCUGCUCCACAACUGCUAAGGUAGAAGGACUUUGUACUGUUGAGGAAUGGUCGAAAUCAUAUUAUAGUUAUCCUCCAAAGCUAAAUGACUGUCUGUUCUUCCAAAAUGAUAGGAAUAUGUCACGUAGGAAGACUCCAUUGCCGACUGUACAUGCUGAUACUGCUUCUUCCCAGGAUGCAAUUUGCAUGUACAUCGAACGUGGUUGUUUUCCUCUCCUUCCAUGAUUUACUGUGUUUGCUGCAGCAAAUUUUAAUUGUUUAUGCUUCACAUUAGGGCAAUAAAUUAGCGUACGAAACAAGGCAACAGGAAUGGAUGUGUAAAAUCAGCAUUUUUGUUGUGAUUAAAUUACUUUCUGGUG